UUCAGUCGCGCUCCGUCAUCUGCGACCACACAAGACACCACACCGGCACUGGUACUAUAGACAAGAGCCUCCCCCGUCGAGCCAUUCGUGGCAUCCAUUGACCUUCUCAUCAACCAAGAGAAGACAUCGCCACCAUGAAGAAUGUCAAAUCCAUGUUCCAGCGCAAACAGGCGCACACACCUGACGGCACCGAUACUGCGACCACGCAACAAGGCACUUCACCACGCCCGUCAGCGACCUUUGCACGACCCAUUCAAGAGCCUGAAUACAAAUUAUCCAGUGUCUCCCCAGAAGGCACUUUUAUACCUCCGUCGCCACCAGAAAAGACUUCAUUCCUAUCCCGAUUUCGACCGUCAACGAACCAUGCAGCUGCUGAACCAAAAGCAGACGAAGAUAGCGCAGGUUUCGUUAUCCCGCGCGCAUCGUUCGAUGGUUAUAGACGGUCCUUUGAUAUUCGUCCAAGUAUGGAUGGCAACGACGGUGCCAGUUUACGCAGUCAUGGCGGUGGCACACAGCAUCAUUCGAGUAGACAAUCACUAGACGUGCUACAAGCUGCAACACCACUACAAAAUGAGCGACGAUCGUCGUAUAGCUAUAGCAGGAAGGAUCCUGGCUUACUUGCCCAAUUGACGCCUGCGAGUGGCAGUUCGCCUCGACCGUCGACAGGAGGGAGUGCGCGCUCUGUACCAGCGAUGCAACCAUUACCAGCAGCGACGCUCGAAGCUGACUUUGAGGAAGUCAGCCUGGCUGAUGAGGAAGACGACAAGGAUAUCAAGAAGAAGCGAUUCUGGCAGCGAACAACGAAACGUGACGAGGUAGCGGAACUCAGAGCAUUGGGUACUGGUGAUUCUUGAGUCGAGGAAUCGGAGGGGGAAAGGAUGAGAGAAGGAUGACGUUUGCUUCGUUGUAUGCUACUUGUAAAACUCAAACUUGGCACUG
Molecule: messenger RNA, 939 nt
Organism: Protomyces lactucae-debilis
Lineage: Eukaryota; Fungi; Ascomycota; Taphrinomycetes; Taphrinales; Protomycetaceae
Exons: 1
Coding region: 135-854 (239 amino acids)
Source: RefSeq, a predicted model, not a curated record